AUGGUGACCAUGUGUGGCUGUAAUCUGGUGCACUCUGGCUUUUUCCACCACUCUGGUGAGUACAUCUGUACAGAGGACUACCAGCAACUCUACGGGACCCAGUGUGACAGCUGUGACCAGUACAUCACUGGAGAGGUGGUAUCUGCUCUGGGGAGGACAUACCACCCACACUGCUUCGUCUGCAGCAUCUGCAGAAGUCCGUUCCCAAUUGGAGACAGGGUGACCUUCUGUGGGAAGAAAUGUGUGUGUCAGCAGUGUUCACACACACUGAGCAGCGACAAGCCCGUCAAGGUCCACGGACCAAGCUACUGUGCAGGCUGUGGCGAGGAGAUCAAACAGGGUCAGUCUCUGCUGGCUCUGGAGAGACAGUGGCACGUCAGUUGUUUUAAAUGCCGAACGUGUGGCCGUGCGCUCACUGGAGAGUACAUCAGCAAGGAUGGGAUACCUUACUGUGAGAGUGACUACCACACUCAGUUUGGGAUCAGGUGUGACAGUUGUAACAGGUACAUCAGCGGCAGAGUACUUGAGGCUGGAGGGAAGCGCUACCACCCGAGCUGUGCCAAGUGUGCCCGCUGCCACAUGAUGUUCCUGGAAGGAGAGGAAAUGUACCUUACAGAUUCAGAGGUUUGGCACCCCAUGUGUAAAGAAGCAGCUCGGCUGGAGAGAAAGCUGAGGCUGAGACGCACCUCUGAGACAGCGUCCAUUUCCUCUCCAGGCUCCUCUCCUCUCCUCGGUUCCCCUCACAGGCUCAUCUGUUCUAAAGCUGAUGGUGAUCUUUUGGACUAUAAGCAGCUGGUGGCUCUGCCCAGGGUCAAAGCCAUAUAUGGCAUCCAACAGCCCGACAUCAUCCCUUAUGAGGCCAACCAUGCACACACACACCUCGCAGAUGACACUCUGGAGCGAUACAGCUGUCAGUCACUGGGCUCCUUAUCGCCAUAUACUCAUGAUCUGUUGGACGGUGUUGAGUUGAGAACGAGGCGUUACUCCAGCUCUGUUUUCACCGACUCUCCUGCACACAGUCGCCACGGAGGCUCCCCACUGCACUGUUAUCUCCCCGGCAGUGAGAGUGGCAGGAGUUCACCCUAUUACAAUCAGCCAGAACCCAGGUGUGCCACACCCACCAUCACCACCACCACCUUGCAAGCCCCCAGGCAUUUCCAUGUGCCAGCUACUGAGGAAACAAACAUCUACAAGAAAGCUCCCAUCUAUAAGAGACAAGACAUAUCUGCAUCUCCAACAGCCAGUAAGAUUAAGACCAAUGAGAACCUUGUCAAUUCCAGCUGCCUUUCCACCUCCAAUUGUAACAGCCUUUAUCACCCAGAGUCGAAUUACUACCCAUAUACUGGCUCUCCAAAAGUCUCCCGGGUAAGGAGGUUUUCGUCUGGUGGAGAGGAGGAUGCAUGGAAUCACAAUCUAAAUAGGGGAAUUGGAAGGUUGAUCCUGAAGGAGGAGAUGAAGGCACGGUCUGGUUGUCACGACAAUGACCAGUGGGGAAGCAGACGCAGUUCCCGCUGUAGCAGCAAGGAGGGGCUGAACAAUCUGGGAUUCAGCUCCCUCAGUGGCUCUCCCAGGUCCAUCUACAGUGCAGACAGCAACUCAUUCAUUGCCAAAUCGGCCUCGUUGCCAGGCUACGGCAGAAAUGGACUAAACAGGCCUGGGUGUGCAGAUCAGUUCCAUUAUGACAGCAGUAAUGCCGUUAAUUGGCAGAUCAGAGAAUACAAGAUCUACCCAUAUGAAGCCCUAAUUGUGUCAGUCAGAGGUCAGCAGUGUCUCCCAAGUGAUGUGGACCGAGCCAGACUGGAGCGUCACCUCUCACCAGAAGAGUUCUUCAGAGUCUUUGGCAUGUCCAUGUCUGCCUUUGAUCAUCUUGCUCAGUGGAAGAAGAACGAAAUGAAGAAACAUGUCCGACUCUUCUGAGAUAAUGAAAUCGCCAGAAGUGUGUAACCACCACAAACCAUGUGCUCUGAAGUGUAGCCUCCAAGAAGAACUCAGCUUGGACCCUAGGUUGAUUCUGUGUCACGGUGGAAGAAGUGGCCAAAUGAGAGUCUCUCCUCCUUCCAGUUGGCAAGAAAAGAUGUGUUGACCUCCAGCUUUGUGUGCUUUAACUGGACUUCCUCAGCAAUAUAUGUGGAGCAAUAUGUACUGGCCAAUAGAGAGAACUAGAAAAUUUCGAAAGAAUUUUUGAGUGUGCCUGACUGUGGCCCUGUCGUGCCCAUACAUUAUUAUUGACACUGCAGUAGCACAGAGACUUCAAUAAAGUUAGUUAAAGGCAGGCUUGAGGUUUCCAAGCAACCAGGGCCAGGCCAGAGCAAUUAGGCGCAGGUGCGCACGCACACUCUCUCUCCUGCUGACCCCUGAGAGAGACAGAACAUCUCAAAAUGAACCCCCUUGAACUAGUGGCCACAAAUGCCAAACUGUAGAUCGUAUCAAAAGGCCAAAAUGACCAUGAGCAUCCCCAUCUUGUCGACCAUUUCCGUGCCAAGUUUCAGUUGUGAAUGUUCAAAACUGGGACCUAGAUCCUGGGGUUUAGAGUAGAGUACAUGGGGCUGUGAGGGACACAUGUUUUGAUACCUUUUUUUGUGUAUGGGUGACCAAAACUGCGGGAGGAGUAGCAUGCCGAAAUUCCUCAGAUACGUAAAAAUAAUAAAUAUCGGGAACAGUAAAUAGUGUGCCUGCAAAAACUGGAAUGAGAACUGGAAAGAGAUUCAGAGAGGCAAUUGGCUGUCUCUCCCUCUCCUACCAGCAGAUGGCAGUGUGUUAACAGGAGCGCCAUGGUGGUAGGCUGACAUUAGACCUGACAGACUGUAGGCUGAAGCACUGGGUACCAAACUGAGGGUCUGCCAGCCAGACUGACAUUUAUACCUAAAUUGGGGGAGACUGUUCGAGAAGCAAAUGGGCUGCCUGGGAGACAGACAGGUUUCCUCAGUGACUCACAAGGUGACAACAAGGACAGACCACAACAACAGGAUUCUCAACAUUGGGAUUAUUGAACGUGACAUUGAACAAGGUUUUCUUCUUUUUUUGAAUGUGCUUGAUUUUGAUGUCAGUUUCUCUAAAGCCAUAUCAGUUUUUCUUGAGCAGACCGUGCAUUUCACUGAAGUCGUUUUUGAAAUAUGAUGUGGUUGUAAGUUUUAAUGUGAAUGAAAUGUGUUAUAACUCUGAGCCCCGAGAAGAGUACAGUUUAGAGGUCAGAUUUUAGUACUACACACACACUUAAAAUGAAUACAUUGGUGUGUGUGUGUGUGUGUGUGUGUGUGUGUGUGUGUGCGUGCGUGCGUGCGUGUGUGUGUGUGUGUGUGUGUGUGUGUGUGUGUGUGUGUCAGAAUAGGAUGAUUAUUCAGAGGCUCUCUUAUUAAAGAGUAAAAUAUUUCUGAACGUAUGGAAGGAAAUAGGAAGAGGUAAAGCAAAGAAGUGGAGGAAGUAACAAGGGAAUGAAUGUGUGAGAAACAAAAAAGAUGCAAAAAAAAGAAGUACACAAAGAAGGUUUGAUGAAAAGUUGAUGGGUGUACAAACUGAAAGUGUUGAUGUAUUCCAGGUGAUAGAAACUGAAAUGGGUUUAAUGGAGCAGAAAGUGUUGAAUGCAAUUAUGUCUGCUGCAGGAACUGAAACUGAGCGUGUUUACAGUUUUUAAUUAAUUUGCAAGAGUCUGUCCCUACAACUUCUAAAUAAAUGACUGGAGCAUCACUCUUUUAUCAUUUAUUGUCCUAAUUACUAUUUAUAAACUCUGAUAUGAUGAUGGUUGGGAUGGUGAGCGCACUGGAUCUAGGGGCUUUAAACACGUUUAAGGGUCAGUGGAUUCUUAAAUUCAAGUGCUUCCUACAGGGAUGUCCAGAAAUGUUGGGCUUCAUAGUGUAAUCUGCAGUAAUUCAGUAUGAAUAAAUGAAUGAGGAAUCCCUCUAUCCCACCGAGUCUGUUAUAAUCUGGAGGAAAAAAACAAUAUUGAGAAAUGUAUGAGAAAGUUGAGGAAUACAGUCGUCCCUCACUAUAUCGCAGUUCACCUCUCGCGGACUCGCUGUU
Messenger RNA from Larimichthys crocea (large yellow croaker), 4017 nucleotides. Its product is annotated as actin-binding LIM protein 3. Lineage: Eukaryota; Metazoa; Chordata; Actinopteri; Sciaenidae. Gene Ontology annotation, molecular function: actin filament binding. Bases 1 to 1917 code for a protein of 638 amino acids. The transcript has 22 exons. The record is from RefSeq and is a predicted model, not a curated record. Gene Ontology annotation, cellular component: stress fiber; actin cytoskeleton. Gene Ontology annotation, biological process: cilium assembly; cytoskeleton organization; lamellipodium assembly.